Messenger RNA from Plasmodium gonderi, 1692 nucleotides. Its product is annotated as D13 protein. Gene Ontology annotation, molecular function: metal ion binding. NCBI's taxonomy places the organism in Eukaryota, Apicomplexa, Aconoidasida, Haemosporida, Plasmodiidae. The transcript has 2 exons. The record is from RefSeq and is a predicted model, not a curated record. Bases 1 to 1692 code for a protein of 563 amino acids.
AUGGCGUGCACACCCCUUUUGAGCGAGGAUGACCUUUAUCGAUUUCGAACAAAACAGUGUCUAAGGAUAGUUAAGGGUUCAUGCGAAUUUGGCCAAGACAGAUGUCAGUACAGCCAUAGUGCAGAAUGGAUUAGGAGGUGUCCAUAUUACAUUUCACUUCCAUCUUACUUGAGAUAUAUACCAGUAUCAUGCCCUUUUGGUAAAAGAGAAAAGAACGAAAGCGAAGAAGAUAAAGAAAAAAUAAAAAAUAUUUUUAGAAAUUCCAUACAUUUAACAAAUAAAGAUGGGAGUGUAAACAAUAAUUUUUACAAAUAUAUUGAAGAAAAAAAUAUAAAUAAAUGUCCUUUAGGUGUUGAAUGCCCAUUAGCACAUACAAAAGAAGAAAUAGAUUAUCAUCCACUAGUCUAUAAAACGAAAAGAUGUGAAUAUUUUAAAAAUGCUAAUUGUAAUAGAUACUACUGUCCAAACUUACAUGGAUUAGCAGAACAGAGAAAAAUCAAAGAAUAUUUUAUACCAUUUUCAAGCAAAAUAGAUAUUCCUCCUUAUCCUAAUGUCACUAUAGUUAAAAAAAUUCAGUAUGGAUCAUUCAAAGGUCAAAAUCAGAUAAGAAAUAAUACAAAGAAGACAAAUUCCCUUCAACAAGGAUUCAACAACUCAUGCUCAUUUUAUUUCAAUUCCACAUCAAAUAAGAAUCAAAAUCAGAAUCAGAUACAGAUUCAGAAUCUUAAAAAUAUCGACCCCGUUUCCAUUGGGAAGAAGAUGCACAAACAUAUUGAUUUGAAACAUAACUCUAUAAAUAUCCCAUGUCAUGAAAAAAAAUUAUCUUUCCAAUAUUGUACAAAUAAUGACCAAAGGCAUAGCACAUGUUGUUGUGACAGAAAUUUUAUGACUUAUGAAAAUUCAUUAAUAAAAAAAAAAAAAAAAAAUUCCAUUUUUACCUAUUUAAAUAAUUACGAUGAUAAAUAUACUUUGUAUCUACGCAUUCUAAAAAAAUUUUUAUAUCUAUUCGAUUUAGACAUCUCUGAUAUAAACUCGAAGGCCUCAUUAAAUUCUUCACAUGGAGAGUUAGACGUAUGUGAUCAUUUUUUGGAUGCAAAUAAAACCUUUGCAAGUGCAAAAACAACUGAUAGCUGUGGUUACAUGCUUACAAAAAACAACGUUCCCUCACUCUCAACAAAAGAUAUGGGAAAUGUUCAAAAAAAUUCUGAUCAUUCAGAUUUAUCAACUACUAAUGAACCAGUUGAAAUGAAACACAAAUCGUCUGAAGAAAAAAUGGACUAUAUAUUCCUUAACAAUAAGUACUGUGAUAUUCUAAAUCAUAUUUUUAAAAAAAAUCUGGAAAUUACAAAAAAUAAGAUUAAGGUGGAAAAUGAGUCAACAGAAAUGGAAUUAACAGAUAAUUUGCAAAAAAACAGUUCAAGUAAUAAUAACACUCUUCCUGUAACAUUCUUCAAAAAUCACACAACCCAGGAAGGAACUAAUACUGCAGGAAACAACGAAACGUAUGAAAGCUUUUUAAAUUUACUCAGUCAUGUCUUAUGUUUACUUUACUUCACAACUGAUUCUAGAGCGCACUGGUCCUUUGAUUUGUAUACGCACGAAUUGGCCAAACGGUUGCACUGUGAAAGUAAAAAAAUGAGGAACAUUAGCAUGGAAAAGUACCUAACCAAUAGCUUAAAGGAAAUGAUAUAA